AUUGUCCGAUCUGAUGAGCAGGAACAAGAAUUUGAGUACUUGCAGAAAGCAGUAUGGCAAUAUCAUGACAAGUAUCGUAAAAUAUUCGGAAGUCCUGAUGAAGCCAACAACACUAAAUUGCCAACGGCGGAUUCCCUGACCUGUUCUAGAAUUUAUGACGAUGACUUAUUUCCUGGAAUAUGUAAUCAUAUAGAAAAAUGUAGAAGUGAUCCUAGUGCUUGCAAACUGAAUGUAUCACACACGAAACCUACAUCUCCAACGCCUUUGUCCGUUAAUUCAUCAGCCUCCAACGAUGUUCCUCAAAAAAAUAAAACCAUAAUAUUCCGAGCUCCUGGAGCAGGUCGGAGUAGAGGCCUUACCAUAAUGACUGACACUUUGCGAUGCGGUGAAAUACCGACAGAUUCAUUCAAAGGGUUGAGGGUUCAUGUUCAUGGCUCUGACGAGUUCCCAGCAGUCGGAGAGAAAGGUUUUAUUGUUGGUCCGGGCAAGGAAACUCAGGUGGGCGUGACAGCAAUUGAUACGUACAGUGCAGACGCUCUCAUGAUUUUCCGUAAGGAGAAUCGACAAUGCGUGUUUGGUGACGAGGUGAAGCUGACCUACAACAAGCUGGACUACAGCAGAUCCUCCUGCGUUAUUGAAUGUGAAGAUUAUUUGGUUCACAAAGAUUGCAACUGUGUUCCUUACUUUUCUCCAGCUGCUGCGAAUUAUUCAAUAUGUGGCAUGAAGAAAAUGAUAGACUGCGUGCACAGAACCUUGAACGAAAUUCAACAAGGAGGUAAAAGGAGCACAUCAUUUAAACUGGGCCGAACUAACGGUAAACUUGAGAAAGGUCCAGGAAGCUCCCUGUUUAACUUUGAACAGGUAAAAUUGAAGCAAGAAAAGUCUUGCAUUGACCUUUGCCUCCCGAAAUGUAAUGAGACGUUUUACAAUAUUGUCGUGAGUACUGCAACGUUCCCGAACCAAAAUGAUCCCAAUAAAACCAAGCUGCUACGAGAGGCAAUUGAUGCGGGGUUUGAAAAUCUUGCAGACAUUAACUACGUGAGUGGGAGCAUUAGUUUGCUACGAGUCUUUUUCAGAGAGUCCACUAUUAUGCAAUACAAACGAGACGAGCUGUUCACUUGGGAGGAUUUCAUUUCCAACUUGGGGGGUGUCAUGAGUUUGACUCUUGGGUUCAGUUUAUUGAGCUUGAUCGAAGUGAUUUACUUUUUCACCAUGAGACAAAUAAUUGACAGACUUAAACAGAAGAAGCAGAUACAACAAAAUAUGAAUCAAGUGAUCAUUCCAUCGAUCUAUGUUACCAAAAGUGUUCAGAAUAAUAAGUCGGAAAUUUUUGGAUUGGCUUAGUCAAAAUAGGUAGAUAAAUAUGUAAGAAUUAUAUAAAAAUGGUAUAGUCAAAAAUAAUUAUUGAGUGUAUCAAAGAGAAUGCAAAUAACUAGAAAACACAGUACAAUUGUGAUUAUUAGUCGUAACAAAUUUUCUUGACCCAAAUCCAUGUCGUGGAAGUGGAGCCAUCCAUAUUUUGGAUAUUUGAAGUUGAUUUGAGAUCAUAGUCGAAUUUUACGAGGGUGUUAAAAACGAUAUUGGCAGCACUCAUGAAUGGUUCCGUGGAGGUUGUGUGGUGUUCCAAUUUGUUUUGUCGAGAGAACGACAGGCAGUAACUGCAGUUGCAGCAAAGUUUGUACACUUUCAAUGAAGAAAUUUGGUCAGAAAUUAUUACAGAUGAGACGAUCCACAAAUUUGGAGAAAGCUAGUUGGUUGAUGGUGGGCUUGACUUUCGGUUCUUUCGCAGACAUAAUUAGAUCGCCGUCUAUGUACACAAAUAAGAUAAAUAUCUUUAUUGCAAAAUAACGCAUCAAAAUGUAAUUGUGAUGAACUUACAUAAUAGUUAUAACACCCAUUACUUAUAUGUAGUAAAUUGUAACCGAAAACCAAUGACUUUUACUUUCACCAUAACUUUAUAACACAACAGUCUCAGGAAAUGACUCCACGGAAUCACAUUAAAUGUGAUGAUUCACUGAUGAUUAAUAAAAUUGUUAUUUGUUUUAA
Messenger RNA from Folsomia candida, 2046 nucleotides. RefSeq names its product pickpocket protein 28-like. NCBI's taxonomy places the organism in Eukaryota, Metazoa, Arthropoda, Collembola, Entomobryomorpha, Isotomidae. The coding region runs from base 364 to 1344 and encodes 326 amino acids. The transcript is spliced from 10 exons. The record is from RefSeq and is a predicted model, not a curated record. Gene Ontology annotation, cellular component: membrane. Gene Ontology annotation, biological process: sodium ion transmembrane transport. Gene Ontology annotation, molecular function: ligand-gated sodium channel activity.